Molecule: messenger RNA, 4338 nt
Organism: Danaus chrysippus (African queen)
Lineage: Eukaryota; Metazoa; Arthropoda; Insecta; Lepidoptera; Nymphalidae
Source: the annotation of a GenBank genome assembly
AUGUUUGCCAAAAAGAGAAGUAGAAGUCCAACUGAAAGUGCUGAGAAAGAUGAUACGAAAAAGUUAAAGAUUAACACAGAAUCUCAUGAAAUUGAAGUCUGUAAUGACAAAUCAAAAAUAGGAAAUGGAAUAAAUAGUAAAUCCGAUGAUGAAAAUUCUCAAGAAAGUAAAACAACUUCACCGAACUCAGUUUCCGUGAAGUUAAACAAUGAAAGUAGUCUUGUAGAUAAAGAUGAAAACCACAAUAUUGAAGCUAAAACUGUUCCUGAAAUUAUUAAUACUAACAGUAGUUGUAAUGACCAAGAAGAGGAAGAAAUGACUAAAGACAGCCUUGAAAAUAAAGUCGAACCAAAUGCUAUAGAAGAACAAGAUAAAACGGAACCAAAACCAACUGCUAAAAUUCCAGAUAUGGAGAAAUGUGAUAUUUGUGGACAGUUUUUAAAUAACUCGGAUAUUAUAUACUAUCAAGGACAUCCUCAGGAUUCGGUUGAGGAAUUCAUAGCUCUUACUAAUGAAAAAUUGGUAUUGGCCUCAGGUAAAACUAGCUUGUCGCCGUGGAGUUCGGUUAUAUCGCAUUUCCAAGAGAACCUUUCAAAAGUGUGGGUUAAAAAUUAUCCUAUGUUCUUUCUCAAGGUCAACUCUAUCUCUGUACCAAAUUUCAUUAAAAUCAGUGAUGAGGGAGACAUAAUGGAAAGACCGCAGACUAAUAUAACAGGAUUCUCAAUAUUCGAUCAACAUGGCCAUUUAUGUCCCAUAGACGGAGGUCUUAUUGAGAGUGAUGUAAGAAUAUAUAUGUCGGGCUAUCUUAAAUCUAUUUGUUCUGAUUCACCUGAAAUCGAUGAAGACUCUAUAGCAGUUAAAGAUGUCGGUCCGAUCAUAGAAUGGUUUAUUCAUGGAUUCGAUGGAGGUUCAAGAAAUUGUAUUACACUGUCUACGGAAUUUGGUGAAUACAAUCUGCUAAAACCGAGCACUGAAUAUACUCCGUUAAUGGACAAUUUGUAUGAAAAAAUAUGGCUCAGUAAAGUGGUGGUUGAAUAUUUAGAAGAAUACCACUAUCUUCAGCCAACUUAUGAGGAUUUGUUAGAAGUUAUAAGAGAACAUUCAAUACCAGAUUUGGAGGACAAAAAAAUGACUGAAGAAAUGCUUCACAAACAUGCACAAUUUGUUUGUGACCAAGUUGUUAGUUUAGAAACUGAUGAAGACAAUGAACCCUUGAUAACCCUUCCCUGUAUAAGAGAGUUAAUAAAAUUAAUGGGAAUAAAAUUCGGCAAAAGGAAAGUUCGCGCGAAAAUAGACUACAAGAAGAUUGACAAGAAAGCUUGGACCAAAGCAACAACAACUCCGCUCGUUCAGAAGACAUUCGAGCAUUUCUUUGCGAACCAAUUAGAUAAGACGAAUCAUGAGUUGGUAUUGAGAAGAAAACGUUGUGGGGUCUGUGAAGCUUGCCAAUUACCUGAUUGUGGCGAGUGCAAUGCUUGCAGGGCCAUGUUAAAAUUUGGUGGACACGGCCGUACUAAAAAAGCGUGUGUUAGAAGAUUAUGUCCCAACAUGGCGGUUCAACAGGCCGAAGAUUCAGAGCUAGAAGACGAAGAAGAAUACCAACAAAUGACUGAAAAACGACAUCUCGAUAAAAUCGAUGACGCCCUACCUGUUAAACUAACAGGCGGAAAUAAUAAGAACAUUAAAUGGAUCGGUGACCCUAUUAAGGCUGACGCUACUAAAGUUUACUAUGAGAAAGUUGAAAUAGACGGAGCGGAACUGGCGCUAGGGGACUUUGUUAUGGUCGAAACAUCACAAUCGAAUAUUCCCGCGUUAGUAGCCAGGGUCACUUAUAUGUGGAAGGAGAGUAUUAAUCCUAAAGCGGGUUAUUUCCAUGCUGAAGUUUUCAUUCGAUCGUCUGACACCGUUUUGGGAGAGGUCGGUGACCCGCGAGAAGUGUUCUUGGGCGAUAGAUGCUGUCAUGGCGCCCCUUUAUCAUCGAUAUUAAGAAAAGCGUUCGUCGAGAAGAAAGAAACACCGGCUGAUUGGUUUAAGCUCGGCGGGAAGGAAGUUGUCGACCAUUUCUUUGAAGACGACGGCAAAACUUACUUCUACCAAAAAUACUAUGAAAGGUUCACGGCACGUUUCGAAGAUCUUCCGGACGAUCCUGAAUGUCCUAACGCGUUACGUAAACAUAGAUUCUGUCCAUCCUGCGAACGAAAAACGAGACGGGACGCUCGCGAUAUACCAAAGAUAUCUGGAAAACUAACAGAAAAGUCUGAAAUUGUUAAGGAAGCGAACAGAUUUGAAUGGACGACUAUCAGAUGGCGGGACCACGAUUACAAGAAGGGUUGCGGAGUGUUUUUAAAGCCUGGUACAUUUAGAUUUAAAAACUCCAUGAAUAACAACAGUAAUGGCAAUAAUAGGGUUAAAUUAGACAAAGUCGACGAGGAUAUAUAUCCGGAAUAUUAUAGGAAGACUGAUAAUUACUUGCGAGGCUCGAAUAUAGAUACCGGGGAGCCGUUCUGUGUUGGUUAUAUAGCAGCGGUGACUGCGGCUAGUGAAGGACCAUUGGUUAUACCACAAGAUAUAUACAUUAAAGUCAAUGUUAUGUACCGGCCAGAGAACACUUACAAUAGAUUCCCACAUCACGAAGACGUCAACGUAGUAUAUUGGAGCGAUGAAAUCAAGGAAAUAUCGUUUUCAGCAGUCGUAGGACCCUGUAAUAUAUGUUAUGUAGACAACAUACCACAGCAAGACCACAUUUACGACUGGCUAGAGAAGGACCCAAGUAGAGUAUACUUCCGGAUGGCAUUUAAUAAGAAAACCGGUCAAAUUGAGGACGUUCCGCAAAGCGUUAAAUAUGUUGGUAGAGGUGAUAAGGGUAAAGAUAAAGGCAAAGGGAAAGGGAAGUCGAGUAAAGGCACGCAAUCUACACCCACUGUGAAAGUCGAUGAAGUUAAAGUUAGGCCGUUAAGGACUUUGGACGUGUUCGCGGGUUGCGGCGGUUUAUCUGAAGGCCUUCAUAGAUCAGGUGUCGCCGAAUGUCGCUGGGCCGUCGAAAAUCUAGAAGCCGCCGCUCACGCUUAUUCCCUCAAUAAUAAAAACUGCAUCGUGUUCAACGAAGAUUGCAACGCUUUGCUGAAAGACGCAAUGGACGGGGCGACUCAUAGUGCGGGUGGAUUGAGAAUACCGAUGCAAGGUGAAGUGGAACUGCUCUGCGGUGGACCGCCGUGUCAAGGGUUCUCAGGGAUGAACAGAUUCAACUCCAGAGAAUAUUCAAACUUCAAAAACUCUUUAGUUGCAUCGUAUCUGUCGUUCUGCGAUUUUUACAGGCCUAAAUACUUCAUAUUAGAGAAUGUUAGGAAUUUCGUCGCCUUCAAGAAGGGGAUGGUCUUGAAAUUGACUCUCAGAGCGUUAUUGGAUAUGGGAUAUCAAUGUACGUUCGGUAUCCUUCAGGCUGGGAAUUAUGGGGUACCGCAGACUCGUAGGAGACUCAUUAUAUUAGCCGCGGCGCCGGGCUACAAGCUUCCUUUAUAUCCGGAACCCACGCACGUUUUCAGCAGACGAGCUUGCUCAUUAACAACCACCAUAGACGGAAAGCGUUUCGUUACUAACAUACAAUGGGAUGAAUCCGCACCCAGACGAACUUGCACCAUACAGGAUGCCAUGAGCGAUUUACCACAGAUAUGUAACGGCGCGAAUAGAAUAGAAAUAGAUUACGGCUGUAUGCCAGAAACAUACUUCCAGAGACUUAUUAGGAGUAGAGAUGAGAGCGCGAAAUUAAGGGAUCACAUAUGUAAGAAUAUGGCGCCGCUUAUACAGGCACGUAUGAGUAGAAUACCGACUACACCCGGCUCUGAUUGGAGAGAUUUACCAAAUAUAUCCGUUGCACUAUCAGAUGGUACCAAAUGCAAGGUGUUACAAUAUCGUUACGACGACAUCAAGAACGGUCGAUCUUCCAGCGGCGCUCUACGCGGUGUCUGCGCAUGCGCAGCCGGCGGAGCGUGUUCCGUGGCUGACAAACAAGAAAACACGCUCAUACCGUGGUGUCUACCGCACACAGCCAACAGACAUAACAAUUGGGCUGGACUCUAUGGUCGUAUAUCAUGGGACGGCUACUUCAGUACAACAGUGACGGAUCCCGAACCGAUGGGAAAACAAGGCCGUGUUCUUCACCCGGAGCAAAACCGCGUCGUUUCUGUUCGUGAAUGCGCUCGCUCGCAAGGAUUCCCCGACACUUACUUAUUUGCUGGUUCCAUACAGGAUAAACAUCGACAGGUUGGAAACGCAGUGCCGCCACCUUUAGGAGCGGCGUUAGGAAGAGAAAUCAAGAAAGCAUUGAGUGCCUUAUCUUGA